This is a messenger RNA of Cricetulus griseus (Chinese hamster), 2476 nucleotides long. Lineage: Eukaryota; Metazoa; Chordata; Mammalia; Rodentia; Cricetidae. The record is from RefSeq and is a predicted model, not a curated record.
CCAACAAGGCCACACCUCCUAAUAGUACCACUCCCUGUGAGCCUAUGGGAACCAUCUUUAUUCAAACCACCAUACUGCUCAUUCUCAGAUGUGAAAGCCAUGUCCAGAAAUGGCACCCCUUUAGGAAUGCACAUGUCACUAGGGUUCUGAGUGCCCAUCUAGCAUGAGUGAUAGGCUAUGGGCAUACACAGUUACAGAUCCACUUUGACCUUCUUUGGGUUACAUUUCCCUCUGUUAGUCUCUCCUCUAUCUUGGGUCACCACCUCAAACCACCACCAUACACACAUGCACAAACACACAUCAGCCAAGGCAGGUGGCGUUUACAGACUGCUAGAAGUGUCUGACUUGGGAACACAGAAGGAGUCAUAAUGAGAAGUAGGUUCUUCAUAGACCUUCUUGCCUUCUUUCCUACAUUUCUUGACCAGGUGCCAGAUCAGAGAGUCCCCCAGAGCAUAUCUUGCCACUGUCAUGUGGCCAGUACAUUGCACUCUUGCCUCAUGGGGCACAACCACCCUGCAGGGCAGUAGUGGCUGGCUGGACUAUCCAAAGAGUAUGCUAUGUUGGAGAGAGGGCACAGUCCUUAAUGGGAUCUUCUUUAUCCUUGAGUAUUCAUUUCCUGAGACCGAGGCUCUACCCACUACAGUCCACAGAAGGGUAGGAUUGUGGCUCUGAGAUUGUGUAUACCUCCUGUGCCCUCUUGCCAUUCAUUGCUGUCUGUUAUCCUUGCUGUGUGAACAGUCUGAGGUCUUGUGCCCCCAUUAACUCCAUGGACCAGCGACAGCAGCAAUGCAGGGUCCUUGGACAGACUACUCCCACCAGUGGGAACUGGGCGCUCACCCCGGAAGCGCACCACCAGCCAGUGCAAGUCAGAGCCACCCCUGCUUCGCACAAGCAAACGUACCAUCUACACAGCCGGGCGGCCACCAUGGUACAAUGAACAUGGCACGCAGUCCAAGGAGGCCUUUGCCAUUGGCUUGGGAGGUGGCAGUGCAUCUGGGAAGACCACUGUGGCCAGGAUGAUCAUUGAAGCUCUAGAUGUGCCCUGGGUGGUCCUGCUGUCCAUGGACUCCUUCUAUAAGGUUCUGACACAGCAGCAGCAGGAACAGGCUGCCUGCAACAAUUUCAACUUUGACCACCCCGAUGCCUUUGAUUUUGAUCUCAUCAUUUCUACCCUCAAGAAACUAAAGCAGGGCAGGAGCGUCCAAAUACCCAUCUAUGACUUUACUACUCAUAGCCGGAAAAAAGACUGGAAAACACUGUAUGGUGCAAAUGUCAUCAUCUUUGAGGGUAUCAUGGCCUUUGCUGACAAGACACUGCUGGAGCUCCUAGACAUGAAGAUCUUUGUAGACACAGACUCUGAUAUCCGACUGGUACGGCGGCUACGCCGGGACAUCAGUGAGCGAGGCCGGGACAUUGAGGGUGUCAUUAAGCAGUACAACAAGUUUGUCAAGCCUGCUUUUGAGCAGUAUAUCCAGCCCACCAUGCGCCUGGCAGAUAUUGUGGUACCCAGAGGGAGUGGGAACACAGUAGCCAUUGACCUGAUUGUACAACAUGUUCACAGCCAGCUGGAAGAGCGUGAACUCAGCGUCAGGGCUGCGCUGGCCUCAGCUCACCAGUGCCAUCCCCUUCCCCAGACACUGAGUGUCCUCAAGAGUACCCCACAGGUACGAGGCAUGCACACCAUCAUCAGGGACAAGGAGACUAGCCGAGAUGAAUUCAUUUUCUACUCCAAAAGAUUGAUGAGGCUGCUUAUUGAACAUGCACUGUCCUUCCUACCCUUCCAGAUACCCCAAUUCACUAUGCAGGACUGCACUGUACAGACCCCACAGGGGCAGGACUACGUGGGAAAGUGCUACGCUGGAAAGCAAAUAACCGGAGUGUCCAUUCUGCGUGCAGGGGAAACCAUGGAGCCUGCGCUGCGUGCUGUGUGCAAGGAUGUGCGCAUUGGCACUAUCCUCAUCCAGACCAACCAGCUCACAGGGGAGCCUGAGCUCCACUACCUGAGACUUCCCAAGGAUAUUAGUGAUGACCAUGUGAUCCUGAUGGACUGCACAGUAUCCACAGGUGCUGCAGCCAUGAUGGCUGUACGUGUACUCCUGGACCAUGAUGUGCCUGAGGACAAGAUCUUCUUGCUAUCCCUACUCAUGGCAGAGAUGGGUGUGCACUCUGUGGCCUAUGCAUUCCCACGUGUGAGAAUCAUCACCACAGCUGUAGACAAGCGUGUCAAUGACCUUUUCCGUAUCAUCCCAGGCAUUGGGAAUUUUGGUGAUCGCUACUUUGGGACAGAUGCAGUCCCUGAUGGCAGUGAUGAGGAAGAGACAGCCUCUAUGGGUUAGUUCCCAGCCUGAGCUACUCUUAUUUCUCUAUCCUGCCUCCUGGAUUGUAGACAGCACAUUAACUUAUUUGAAUUUAAAAAUGUUACCUAUGAUAUUUAGUUUUCACAUUUUAUAAAAUAAAUAAAGCUCCAAAAAAUGAA